UUUGAAUAAUAGACAUUGUAAAUCCUUGAUAAUAGAUCUACCAAACCUUUCAACCUAACAAUGAGAACAUUGUUUAUUCGACGGAAUAUACACAGUACACAUGGGGCACCAUUCAAUCAGGUGUCACUUCUUCCUGCAAAUGCGACUUUUCCAACUCAGAGUAGUGUGGCAAAUGAGUUUCUUGACUUUAUCCUUUCACUUUUCAUAUUGCCAAUAUGAGCUACAACACGAUGCUGCCACUGGAAAUCAUUGACAAUGUCUUGUCAUUCGCGGAUUUUCUGGAACUCUAUCGCUACAGAGAAAUCUGUCGCACAUGGCAACGGUUGGCCGAGCAACACAUUUACGAAAAAGCCCGCGUUACCAAUCUCAUUCUACAGACAGAAGUAGCACAUUAUUGCGAGCAGGAACUUGCCAUGGUGGCACAUAGUUUUGAUCCCGUACAUAGAGUCAUUGAGUUUCGACCACGCGAUGCCACCUUACCCAUUGCCAAGGACGCCACUCUUCCGCCCAGCAACUUUCGCACUCUUCCGCCCAACAUCUUUCGCCGAUUGGUCAAGCUGUUUUUUGAGCCGUGGAAACACGUCCCUAUGCCAGCUGGGCUUCCAGAGAAAUACCAAAAGCUGGUACCGUCAUAUGGUCAAUAUAACCCUGCAUUGGAGCAGCGCUAUAUGCUUCCAGAAUCAUCCAGCACUCAUUCAGCAGAAUAUGAAACUCACCUUAUCGCUAAAAGAGGCGUGAUCAUGUCGUUUUCGUAUGUGCAUCGUGCAGACGUCCGGCAGCAACGUCGGGAACUCGAACGCCAAACAACAGCAGGUGCCAUAAACGACAACAAUGAGCUAUUGCCGAUAACUCAACGAGGAUAUCCAGCCUCUGUUACUGCCACCCCAUGGCUACCACGGGCUUGCGGCAUCCAGGUAAACUGGUUGAAAGCAUCCAUUCCAUGGCUCGUUUCUGGUUUCCAUCCGUAUGUAGCAGUACCACAUAUAUAUCCAGAGCGAUAUAGUCAUUUACAGACAACGCUUGCCGACAAAUAUCGUAUAUUUCGUUACUACAUAUACUCAGAGCCCGUAACAAAAUAUAUUUUGGAUGACGAGCAGCAUCAGAAUAACCGUCUGAAUAACAGCGAUCGCUUGCCAAAGGAUUUGGUAAACUAUCUUAGAAUGUAUACGGACGAGGAUGAUCCAUCUAUCGAGUCACAACUCUCUUUACUGGAGCGCACAUUAGAAUACGAGAAUAUCGACUCGCGCUCUCUAUGGAAAUAUCGAUAUGUACGUUACGGCAUAUUUACUAAUUUUGCGCCCGGUUAUAGCAGAGAUAUCAUCAUCGGCCAGAUCCUAGCUGCAGAAAAGCGAUUGCAGCAAGAAAAAGAACGGAUUAUAGAACUGUACAAGUCAUCCAAGAACUAGCACCGAUCGUUUUUUUCAAUUCCCCCGCGCAUUCCUCACCUAUGAACAUUGUCUAUCCCUAAACUCUCUCUCCCUUUUUCUUGCGAGCUACUAUUAUAUCUUACACCUUACAUUAUUUUCCCUUACAUAUAUGCUUGACACUUUUCCUUGCGCCAUAUAAAUGCAAUUGUAAGAAGAGUGAGUUAUUGUUGCAGUGGGGAUGGGAGAGAUUGAUGAAUUGCUUUGAUGAGUAGUAAUAUUAACAAAUAUAUGUGUAUAAAGAGGGGUAUGCAAAGAUUAAAGUAAAGAGACAUGGUUUUUCUUGGUAGUCUAGGUUACAAAUGCGUAAAAAAUUACACUUGGAAGUCGCAUCCGUUUUA
This is a messenger RNA of Zychaea mexicana, 1765 nucleotides long. RefSeq lists its product as uncharacterized. Gene Ontology annotation, molecular function: protein binding. Bases 216 to 1406 code for a protein of 396 amino acids. The record is from RefSeq and is a predicted model, not a curated record. The transcript has a single exon. Lineage: Eukaryota; Fungi; Mucoromycota; Mucoromycetes; Mucorales; Lichtheimiaceae.